UGACGACCCCUGCCCAGGAAGGAAUCUAAAAACUAGGUUCCUACAUUUGGUGCGUUGGCCGGGAAUGGGGGUCGCCCGAGGACCCUCGACCCCUCCGGUGGAGACACAAUUGGCCCGGGCCACCGACUGCUGACGAACGGACUCUGUCAGGUUAAAGCAAAAGUGAUGAAUCGUGGGCCGCAAGGACACCAGGACCAAGUGGCCUACAUAAUCACCUGGGAAGAUUUGGUCCGAAACCCCCCUUCCUGGGUGAAACCCUUCUUUCAUUCCCCCUCCCCGUCCCAAUCUACCCUCCUUGCCGUGGAAGCCCCAAAGAAUCAGACUUCGGAUCCCCCUAAGCCAGUCCUCCCUGAUGGAACUCAGCAAGACCUCCUCCUUUUCGAUCCUCCGCCUCCUCCUCCUCCUCACAACCCCCUCCUGGGGCCUCCACCUUACGCUUCACCCUCGUCCCUUACCCUAUCCCCAAUCCCUCCCACUACUCCCUCAGCCCCUACUCUUUCUCCAGCCCCUUCAUCGGUCCCUUCCUCGACCUCGCCUCCCUCUCCAACGCCGCCCAAAUUAACCCCUAAAAUGCCGCCACCGUCCCGUCCUCCCCGCUCGCUCCGUGCAUCAGGGGGCCGGAAGCCCGCGCCGCGGCCAGCCCAGCCGCGCUCGCAGCCGCGUUCCCGGGGUUUGCGUGCCUCCGGCGGUAACCCGCGGGACGCCGUGGCGGCGUCCGCUGUCGCGCGGAAAGGCGAGGUCGAAAAGGUUGCGCGGGGGGUAGGGAAAAGAGGUCGCGCGCCCCUCCUCCCCGCCGCCGUUCCGCGCCGCCACCAACACCUCGUCUCCGCUUGCGGCGGACUGAAGACCCAGAUGGCACUCCCACCUGGCAGUCUUCCCUUCUCCCCUUCGCAUGGUCAACCGCGCAAUCCAGUACUGGCCCUUUUCUGCCUCCGACCUCUACAAUUGGAAAACUCACAACCCCCCCUUUACCCAAGACCCUCAGGCCUUAACCUCAUUGAUAGAAUCCAUUCUCCUCACCCACCAGCCUACCUGGGAUGAUUGUCAACAGCUUUUGCAGGUCCUUCUGACCACCGAAAAAAGGCAACAAGUCCUCCUGGAGGCCUGGAAAAAUGUGCCGGGGCCAAGAGGCCUUCCAACCCAGCUCCCCAACGAAAUAGACGAGGGAUUUCCCCUCACCCGCCCGGACUAGGAUUAUGAGACAGCACCAGGUAGGGAGAGUCUCUAAAUCUAUCGCCAGGCUCUGUUGGCGGGUCUCAAGGGGGCAAGGAAACGCCCCACCAAUUUGGCCAAGGUAAGGACCAUAAUUCAAGGAAAGGACGAAAACCCGGCAGCCUUUAUGGAAAGACUUCUGGAAAGGUUCCGAAUGUAUACCCCAUUUGAUCCAGAGGCUCUAGAACAUAAGGCUACCGUGGCCAUGUCGUUCAUAGACAAAGCAGCACCAGAUAUUAAAGGGAAACUCCAAAGAUUAGAUAGGAUCCAGACCUAUGGAUUACAGAAAUUAGUCAGAGAGGCAGAAAAAGUAUAUAAUAAAAGAGAAACUCCCGAGGAAAAGGAAGCCAGACUAGCGAAAGAACAGGAGGAACGAGAGGAUGGAAGAAAUAAAAGAGAGAUAAGUAUUUAACAAAAAUCCUGGCAGCAGUAGUAACGGAGAAAGGGCCA
Molecule: messenger RNA, 1662 nt
Organism: Chlorocebus sabaeus (green monkey)
Lineage: Eukaryota; Metazoa; Chordata; Mammalia; Primates; Cercopithecidae
Source: RefSeq, a predicted model, not a curated record